AAAUAAAGUGUGAGUUUCGAAUUGAAAGCAACUAGGAUGAAGAAGAUGAAUAAUGAGUCCUCAACGCGCACUUACAGUUCUCUCUAUUUCAAUCCCCUCACCACCACCACCACUGCCAAACCCCACCACACCUUUCUCUUUGACAAGGAAAACUCCAACGCCAAUGGCUCCUCUGUUCUACCCAAGCCCAGGCCUUUCAGGUCUCUUUCCACUGACAUGAUCUUGAAGCCCUGCUCUCUUGAAUCCCAGUCUCUGAAUCUCAACAUUUGGGACUACUCUGACUCCGAAUCAGGUCCUGCUUCUUCCUGGUCCACACUGGCCAACAAGUCCUUGAUCUGUAGACCCUUGCCUUUAGAUAUCGGAAGCUGCACUUGCUUUAUCGUCAAUGAACCACCUCCCCAGGGACUAUCAGGUGGCACUUUCUUCUCUCUUUACACCAACGAAGGUCAUGGACGCCAGAAUAGGAAGCUAGCCGUUGCCCACCAUAAGCGCCGCAAUGGCAGGUCUCACUUCAUCCUAGCUCAGAAUCUCAGAGGACUCCUCUCCCAUUCAGAUGAUUCUUUUCUUGGCACCGUAACAGCUAACCUCAUCGGCUCUAAAUACCACAUUUGGGAUCAGGGAUAUCUUCAUAAUUCCCGUGGUAAACAACCAAAGCCACCUCUUGCUGUUGUCACUUAUAUUCCUACUGUCACAACAUGCACAGGAAGUCACAGAAGCAUGAGGGCAUAUAUACCCAAGCAUCAAACUAUGUCACUCAAGAGCACAACCCAGGUACAACAUAUAAAAGGAUUGCCAUUCAAUUGGGAGGGAAAACCGGACAAAGUGCAUCAACUAUUCUCAAAGGUUCCACUUUACAACAAGAUUUCAAAGCAAUACGAGCUUGACUUUAGAGAUAAUAAAGGAAAGGCAGGAGGAGGAUUUAGAAUCCAAAGAUCAGUAAAAAAUUUCCAGCUGACUUUAGAGGAGAAUGGGAGGCAGACGAUCCUGCAGCUAGGGAGGGUGGAAAAGUCAAAAUUCGUUAUGGACUACAGCUAUCCUUUGACAGGCUACCAGGCGUUUUGCAUAUGUUUGGCUUCCAUGGAUGCAAAACUUUGUUGCACACUCUAGUACUCUCAGAUCAGAUAUUUCUGUUACCAAACUUGCUUGCUUCAAUCUCUCAACUGAAUUAAUUGCCACUACAAACACAACUAGUUUAAUAGUACGUUUUUCAAAGGAAAUUGAAGAUUUUGCAGGAUUUGUAUUUGGUGUCUCCUCCAAGUUUCAGCUCGAAAGACAAAGAUACCACCAAGUCAUCAAAUCUUGCAACAAAUCCUUGUACUCCGAUCUUCACGUCUCUACUUUCAAGUCCUCUGAACUUGGCUGGCUAACUUUGUUUCUGAAGCAUUUAUAAUUUAUCUAAUCUCCCUUGUUCACUUCUCGACUUUCCAAGUGUUCUGAACUUGGCUAACUUUGUUUCUGAAGCUUUAUAUAAGAUAAUCUAUCUAAUUCAGCCGUAUAGCAGACUCCAAAUCAUAACCAUGAUUAAGUGUGUGUUUAUUUUCCUGUUUAAACCUCUAUUCCCACUUUCCAAUGUGAAUCCAUCAUUUAUGUUCAAUGAAA
Molecule: messenger RNA, 1599 nt
Organism: Glycine soja
Lineage: Eukaryota; Viridiplantae; Streptophyta; Magnoliopsida; Fabales; Fabaceae
Product: tubby-like protein 8
Exons: 5
Coding region: 37-1107 (356 amino acids)
Source: RefSeq, a predicted model, not a curated record